GAGAGUUAUAAAUAUCAGAAACAAACAUACUGAUUAUAAUCACAUUGUCCUACAUAUAUUUUUAUAAAACAAUAAAAACAAACCGAGAAACAGAGAGAGAGAGAUGAGAGAGAGAGAGGGGAGAGAGAUGGAGAGAGCGAUGGAAGAGGCGAAGUCUUUGGCACAGCAACAACAACUCAUGUUACAACAUCACCUUGAUCAACAGCAACAACAUCAUCUCCAACGGCACCAACACCAACAAAUGCUAUUUCUACAGCACCAAAUUCAACAGCAACAACAUUUUCAACAACAGCAAGCCGCGGCUUUCUCGCGCUUCCCUGCUAAUCAUCCAGGAUCAUCAUUUCGCAGUCCUCUACAACCACAAUCUCAACAGAUUCCCCUGAUCAACCCUAACCCUAGCUCCAAUCCGCUCCUCAUUUCCAAUCUCCCGCAAAACCCUAACCCUAAUCUCAUUCCCAAUUCUCCUCCUCCUGCUGCUGCUUCUUCUGCUGUUCCGAAGGUUAAUCGCAACACGGCGGAGAUUCAAAUGGCGUAUCAGGAUCUCUGGAAGGUCUGCCACCCUGAUUACAACACCCCCUUUUCGUCCCUCGAAGACGCCUGCGAGAGGUUACUACCAUACCAUGUGGUGGCAGACUAUGAAACAGAGGAGGAAGAAAGAAUUCUUGAUUCUGAUACUACAGGCCAGGUGAUCUCCCGUGCCCAGCAAUGGAAUAACAAUAUUGCUGCCAAAGUUGCAGAAUUUGCUGAGACCUUUGGGAAACAGGUGGCUGCCUUUAACAUAAUCAAUCGCAAACGCGCUAUUGGGGAAUUUCGACUAGAAGAAAGGUUGUUGAUUGAGAAGCUUUUAUUGCAAGAAGAAAAAGAAUCUCUGGUUGAGCUGAGGGAGCAGCUGGAGUCGAGACAAAAUGCAGGCCGUGAGGCUAAUCUAAGAAUGGCAGCUAUGGUUCAUGCUGAGUCACAAGCUCGUGCUGAGUCACAAGCUCAUGCAGAAAUGAUGGCUCGAGGUCCAAUCAGACCAAAUGCACUGGGAUCUCAAGGGAGUAAUAUUCAGAUUGGUCAUGACUUUGCUAUCUCAGAGCAACAAGCUAACCCAGGACAGAUGAUUAGUGGAUGGGGAAACAAUGCUCAAAGAGACGAAAAUGAACCUACUGAAGAUUUUCUGAAUGAUGAGGAAACAGGAAAUGGAGGUGCUGGUAUGGGAGAGUUUGAUCUGAACACCACAUGAGAAUUGCUAAUUUUACCGAAAAUUUACCAUCUCAGUUGAAUAGAAACAAACAUGGUAGCCGAAACUUAAACUCUUUAGCUUUAGUCUGAAGUAUAUUCGUACUCUCUCCUUUGUUCUUGGCAAAUUGAUACCCAUAGAAGCAACUUUAAAGAAGACAUAAUAAGUAAUUUCUGUCAUAGAAGCAGGAAUAGCAGUACUUUUUUGUUAUAUUUUCUGGAUACAAAAUACAAAGAUGUUCAGUUAGACCAAAUGCGGAAUUCGUUUUGGUAUAUGGCAUUUGUUAAA
Daucus carota subsp. sativus is the source of this 1510-nucleotide messenger RNA. RefSeq lists its product as uncharacterized. Gene Ontology annotation, cellular component: SWI/SNF complex. The record is from RefSeq and is a predicted model, not a curated record. The transcript has 2 exons. The coding region runs from base 104 to 1225 and encodes 373 amino acids. Gene Ontology annotation, biological process: positive regulation of DNA-templated transcription. NCBI's taxonomy places the organism in Eukaryota, Viridiplantae, Streptophyta, Magnoliopsida, Apiales, Apiaceae.